CACAGUAAACUAGGAACGAGGUCUACUACUAAGAAACUACAAGAAAAUCACAAAUAUUUGCUUAAUUCCACUGACGACACUUACGUACAUAAUGUACACGUUUCGUUUACCGCAGCUAUGUUCAUGAAGAAUCAUUGAAGAUAUUAUUUAGCGAACACAACAUACAUAUUCAUAGUGCCAAACACAACAACGAUAGUACAAUUCCAUCAUCACAAACAUGGGAUUGUAUAUUUAAAUUAAUAAAUAGAAUAGCUCCGUGUCUAUCUUUACGGCUCAACACAACGACUGAUAACAAUUUAAAUGUAUAUUCAUAAACAAUUAUCGUCACUUAAUAAUGAAUAUUUAAAUAAACUGUACGACUCUUGAAUUUUAACUGCGCUGAGAAGUCAGUCAGAAUACCAAUCGAGGCUCGUUAGUGUGUUUGCACACAGCGGGCUCUCGGUUUGCGCUCGUCUCGACAAAGUCGGAGCGGCGCGCACCGAGCCGAGUGACAACGUGCACACGAGACGCGAUCUCCUCGACCGCUUUAUAACAACGCUACCGCAAUCGAACAAGUCAGUAUCCAACUGGUAUCUGCUUAUUCAAAGCGCUUCAAACAAACUACUAAACUUACCUCCAACUGUGCAACAAUGGCUCCCAUCGAGAAGAACGAACAAACCAAAUACCUGGAAGGCGACAUCAAGGCAUCGGCUCUGGAUCUGAUUGGCAACACACCCAUCGUGGCAUUGGACCGCCUUUACACCGGCCCCGGACGCAUUCUGGCAAAAUGUGAGUUCAUGAAUCCUGGUGCAUCAAUCAAGUGCCGCUCAUCUCUGAGCAUGAUUAACCGUGCUAUUGCAUCUGGUGAGCUGAAACCUGGUGAACCCGUGGUGGAAAUUACCUCCGGCAACCAAGGCUGCGGUCUGGCUGUGGUGUGCGCUGUGUUGGGACAUCCUCUGACACUUGCAAUGUCCAAAGGUAACAGCGCUCAAAGGGCACUCCACAUGGAAGCUCUCGGCGCGAAAUGUGUUCGAGUAGAUCAAGUUGAGGGCACUUACGGAAAUGUAACUUACGCCGACGUUAAAGCUGUUGAAGAGGUUGGCAUGAAGAUAGUAGAGGAACAGAAUGCGUACUUCGUUAACCAGUUCCACAACGAGGCCAACGCUGACGCUCACUACAAGAGCACAGGUCCCGAGAUCUGGAAGCAGACUGGACACCACGUAGACGCUUUCGUAGCGACAGUGGGUACCUCUGGUACAUUUGCUGGCACCUCAAGGUAUCUGAAGGAGCAAAACCCUGACAUCAAGACAUACGUCGUGGAACCAGCUGGUGCUGAAGCUAUUGCGGGAUGUCCAAUCACGAAACCUCUUCACUUGCUGCAGGGAUCAGGAUAUGGUUGGAUUCCUGAUUUGUUCAAAUUUGAACAUAUGGAUGGCACACUGAGUGUGACUGAUGAGGAGGCAGUGAAGUACAUGAAGUUGAUCGGUGAGAAGGAAGGUCUGUACGUGGGCUACACCAGCGGUGCCAACGUGGCGGCUGCUGUCAAGCUGCUGGAGUCAGGACUCAUCCCUGAGGAUGCGUGGGUGGUGACCCUACUGAACGAUACGGGUCUUAAAUAUACACCCGUGCCUGAAGAAUUAUUCAAGUGAGAAGUAUUACAAUUAUUUCUAUGUUAGAUUAUAUUGUAAGGAGUUUAAAAAAAGUGAGUUUAAAUUAUUUUUUAAGAUAAUUAUUUAAUAGUAUUGUGAUUACUUGUGAUUCAAAAAGCAAGUUGUAGUUUUAAGUUAUUCAUUAAGUUAUUGUUAAUUUUGAUAAAAUAUUAUUGUGAUGUUUGUGUUAGUUUACUAUUUUUAUAUAAUGUGAUGAAUUACCAUGAUAUUAAAAUUACUUUCAUUGAUAUUAUUUAGAGUAAUUGGUGCAAUAUGUUUUAAUAAUGAUAAUUAUUUAAAUCUAGUACAAUGUAUUGUAUGGUAAUUAUCGUGAUAAUAAAUAAAUAAUUAUUUUUGUGUUAAA
Messenger RNA from Spodoptera frugiperda (fall armyworm), 1992 nucleotides. RefSeq lists its product as uncharacterized. The transcript has a single exon. Gene Ontology annotation, molecular function: cysteine synthase activity. NCBI's taxonomy places the organism in Eukaryota, Metazoa, Arthropoda, Insecta, Lepidoptera, Noctuidae. Gene Ontology annotation, cellular component: cytoplasm. Bases 630 to 1628 code for a protein of 332 amino acids. The record is from RefSeq and is a predicted model, not a curated record.